Messenger RNA from Symbiodinium sp. CCMP2456, 1998 nucleotides. The record is from the annotation of a GenBank genome assembly. Lineage: Eukaryota; Dinophyceae; Suessiales; Symbiodiniaceae.
AUGGCUGGUGUCAUGAACAUGUUUUCAUUCAUGACCCUGGACUUGGACGUGCUGUCCUUCUCAUGCGUGGCUCCUGCGUCGCCGGUCGGGAAGUAUGCUCUGACCACACUGGCAACGCCGCUGCUUGCUGUGGUGGCCGGAUUCAUUCAUUUAUCGGCUCUUGCUGCGAAAAAGCGUCUGCCGCACGACUUUGCCGCCAGUCUUGACUCGAGCCAACUGCUUCGCACCAUUGGCUCGCUGUUCCUGCUAUUGUUUAUCAGUGUCUUUGCGUCCAUAUUGGCUCCUUUUCAGUGCAACCUUCAUCCCAACGGACGCCUGACAUUGCAGGAGUAUGACUCCGUUUUCUGCAGUGGCAAGGACGAACAUCUACAGAUGAGCAUCAUCGGCGGACUGGCAGCCUUGAUGCCGCUGUUCUUCGUCGCCCUUUGCAUUCGGGCUACAUGGGUCGAGCUCCCAAAGCGCUUGUUGCGUGCUGAUGCCAAAUUCGUUCGGUCCUGCUCGUUUCUUUGGCGACGUUUUCGCCCCGGUGCAGAGACGUUUGCUGUGCUCGGCCUCACUCGAAAUGUUCUUAUGGUGCUGUGCCCGCUGAUCCCUGCUGCAGCCGUGCAGCUUGUCGUCAUGAACAUCAUUCUCUAUCUGAGCCUGGUGACAAUUGCAGUGGCUCAGCCGUGGCGGCUUCCGAUGAGCAAUGUUUUGGACAUUUGGCUCCACAUCGGCCUGCUCGUAGUGCUGGACAUGGCAUCGGUCUUUGCAGCACAGGAUGUUGAUGUGUUUGUCUCCACCUUCAUCUCUAUGAUGUUCUUGAUCUUCAUGAUUGCGGGCGUCCUGGGUGCCAUUCUGUGGGGGAUCGUGAUGCAGGUUGCCCGGUGGAGAAGGAAGCCCUGGCGGUUCUUCCUGUCCCACCACAAGAGCUCAACAGGAGCCGCCGCCAGACUCUUGAAGAUCCACCUUCAAAAGCGAAGCCCAUUUUUCACUACUUUCCUGGACACCGACAACCUGCGUGACCUCACGGAGCUUUUUCACUUCGUAAAGGAUUCAGAGACAGUCCUAGUUUUGGCAAGUCCUGCGAUCCUGGCACGGAAGUGGUGUGUAGGAGAAAUUGUCACGGCCAAGCAGCACGAUAUCCACACGGUUCUGUUGAAGUGGCCCACAUUCCAGUACCCCACGGAGACGUUUCGCAAGAACCUGACGUUUGCAAUUCCUGGAGUGGAGGCACUUGCAGCGCACGGCAUAUCUCUAGAUGACGUGUCGCUGGCCAUGAAGUGGCUGGGAUCAUUAAAUGUGGUCCCUUUCCCAGAUCUCCUAGAUGCUGAUUCUUUGAUUCGCAUUUGCGACAAUGUGACUGGCACGGUGUCGUCGGUAAAGGACAGGAGGAACUCGAGCAAAGAAUCGCCGAUUGCAGCAAACUGCCUGCUUCUGGCAGAUCCUGCAAACCAGGAAGCAGUUGCUACGUGCUACAUACUGGAUGAGAUGCUGGUAUCUCUUCUCAAGGGCGAGCUCCUGCCACUGAUGCUCCGGCAUGGCGAGCCCAUACCAGAGCAAGUAGAUGCACACUGGAAGGUCCUGCUGAUUUGUACCUCGGGCUGCUUAAAAUCAAGCGAUCUGGCUGCUUGGCUUGUUGAUCUGUAUGAGCCGUCACCAGUCAUCCUGCCGAUCAUUGCCGAUCCGCACUUCCUGGUACCAACGGAACCGUACACGGAUGCUUGCGACGCAGAGGCAUACAUCAACGACUACGAGCGCGAGGUAUACGUCAAAAUGAUCGGCAUUGUGUUCCAAGAGAUCGCCACAGUAUUUGCCCCGCAAUCACACUCCAGCACGCAGGAGGACCUGGAGUUGAGGGUCAAGCAGAUCGCAUUCCGUGUGCAAGCGAAAGGCUGCAGCAGAGUGAAUUACAAUGGUUACUGGUUAUUCGGCUCUGCGUUCGAAGCGACAGCGAAAUCCAAUGUCCUGACACCCGGGGAGUGGCAGUUGCAGUUUGUGUUUCAUGUCGUCAGUUGA